AUGCUCGCGCCGAGCCGAGCUUGGAGUGCUCGUCGCGUUGUGCUGGGCGACGGCCGCCUCGUGCGCGCACUGGCCAAGAAGGCCAAGGCGCCCGAGAAGGCGGGUGCUGCGCCGCCGCCUCCACCGUCGGGGAGCGGCGUCGUGCGAGGCGCCAACAUACUGAAGGACGGCGCGGACCCGCCGAUCCUGCCCGACUCGGAGUAUCCGGACUGGCUGUGGACAAUACAUCAGCCGAAUCCGCCGUUUGAGGAGCUGCUGGAGAGGGCGGAGAGGGACGGGGUCGACUCGCUCGGGUACUUCGAGCAGCGGCUGCUGCUGCGCGGGUACAGCAAGAAGCGAAUCAAGGAGCACAACGCCGAGCGAGGCAAGUAG
Emiliania huxleyi CCMP1516 is the source of this 372-nucleotide messenger RNA. RefSeq lists its product as hypothetical. The transcript has 2 exons. Gene Ontology annotation, molecular function: structural constituent of ribosome. The record is from RefSeq and is a predicted model, not a curated record. NCBI's taxonomy places the organism in Eukaryota, Haptophyta, Isochrysidales, Noelaerhabdaceae. Bases 1 to 372 code for a protein of 123 amino acids. Gene Ontology annotation, cellular component: mitochondrial large ribosomal subunit.